Molecule: messenger RNA, 960 nt
Organism: Sphenostylis stenocarpa
Lineage: Eukaryota; Viridiplantae; Streptophyta; Magnoliopsida; Fabales; Fabaceae
Source: the annotation of a GenBank genome assembly
AUGGCAGCAUCAACACAUGAUCAGGAUGUCUUCAGUUUCUACCCAGAUGACCGAUUUUGCAAUGGAUUUGAAGAAGUGUUGGGUCGUUAUAGGGAAAUUGUUCCUAAUAUUCGACUUGCAGGUCCUACCUCAUUUGCACCAAUCAUUGAAAUGGCCAUGACAAUCGUUGAGCAGAGUGGAGGCCAGUACCAUGUUUUGGUGAUAGUUGCAGAUGGUCAGGUAACAAGAAGUAUUGACACUGAACGUGGAAGGCUGAGUCCACAGGAGCAGAAGACUGUGGAUGCUAUUGUUGAGGCCAGUAAAUUUCCUCUUUCAAUCAUAUUGGUUGGAGUUGGAGAUGGUCCUUGGGACAUGAUGAAGGAGUUUGAUGACAAUAUCCCAUCUAGGGCCUUCGAUAAUUUUCAGUUUGUGAAUUUCACAGAAAUUAUGUCAAAGAACAUUCCUCCUUCACGUAAAGAGGCAGCAUUUGCUCUUGCAGCACUGAUGGAAAUUCCUUCUCAGUAUAAGGCAGCAAUAGAGCUUAAUCUCUUAGGUCGUCGAAACCCCAAUGCUCCUCAGAGAGUUGCCCUCCCGACACCAACGUAUGGUUCGGCAUCUAUGGGCACUUCAAAACCCUAUGGUUCAGCAGCAUCUUUUGGUGCUUCAAAACCUCAUGAAUCAACAGCAUCUUUUGACACCUCAAAACCAUAUGGUUCAGCAUCUUUUGCCAGUUCAAAACCUUCUCAUCCUACUAGCUUUGAGUCGAGUGCCCCUUCUUAUUAUGACAACAGCGACUUAGUUGGCACAGCUCCUCCUGCCCCAAGUUCCACAUAUGACAGUCAGCUUUGCCCCAUAUGUCUGACCAAUUCGAAAGACAUGGCCUUUGGAUGUGGGCAUCAGACAUGUUGCGAGUGUGGACCAGGUCUUCAGACGUGUCCUAUCUGUAGGAGCCCCAUUACUACCAGAAUUAAGCUUUACUAG